CGCCCCUGCGGCUCCGCAGGACUAACGGGCUCGGACCAGCAGCUGCGUUCGCCCGCCCCGCGAGAGGCCUGCGCGCGGUACCUUGCGCUGGGAAACAACGUCGCUGCAGUUUCUGGGGGCUUCGCUGCACAGCCUGAGACCAUGGCCAAACCAGCACAGGGCGUCAGGUACCGGGGCUCCAUCCACGACCACCCGGACUUCGAGCCCAAUCAGGAUGCGGAGGCCCUGUACAACGCCAUGAAGGGCUUUGGCAGCGACAAGGAGGCCAUACUGGAGCUGAUCACCUCCCGGAGCAACAGGCAGCGGCAGGAGGUCUGCCAAAGCUACAAGUCCCUCUACGGCAAGGACCUCAUUGCUGACCUCAAGUACGAACUGACGGGGAAGUUCGAGCGGCUGAUCGUGGGCCUCAUGAGGCCACUUGCCUACUGCGACGCCAAGGAAAUUAAAGAUGCCAUCUCGGGCAUCGGCACGGACGAGAAGUGCCUCAUUGAGAUCCUGGCUUCCCGGACCAACGAGCAGAUCCACCAGCUGGCGGCAGCCUACAAAGAUGCCUAUGAGCGAGACCUGGAGUCUGACGUCAUCGGUGACACCUCCGGGCACUUCCAGAAGAUGCUCGUGGUCCUGCUCCAGGGAACCAGGGAGGAGGACGAUGUGGUGAGCGAGGACCUGGUGCAGCAGGAUGUCCAGGACCUGUACGAGGCAGGGGAGCUGAAGUGGGGGACUGACGAGGCCCAGUUCAUUUACAUCCUGGGAAACCGCAGCAAGCAGCAUCUCCAUCUGGUGUUUGACGAGUACCUGAAGACCACGGGGAAGCCGAUCGAGGCCAGCAUCCGGGGGGAGCUGUCCGGGGACUUUGAGAAGCUGAUGCUGGCUGUGGUGAAAUGCGUCCGGAGCACCCCUGAGUACUUCGCUGAGCGGCUCUUCAAAGCCAUGAAGGGCCUGGGGACAAGGGACAACACCCUGAUCCGCAUCAUGGUCACCCGGAGUGAGCUGGACAUGCUCGACAUCCGGGAGAUCUUCCGGACCAAGUACGAGAAGUCUCUCUACAGCAUGAUCAAGAACGACACCUCUGGCGAGUACAAGAAGGCUCUGCUGAAGCUGUGCGGGGGCGAUGAUGAUGCUGCUGGCCAGUUCUUCCCGGAAGCAGCGCAGGUGGCCUAUCAGAUGUGGGAACUUAGUGCAGUGUCCCGAGUAGAGAUGAAGGGAACUGUGCGCCCGGCCAACGACUUCAACCCUGAUGCAGACGCUAAAGCGCUGCGGAAAGCCAUGAAGGGACUCGGGACAGAUGAAGACACGAUCAUCGACAUCAUCACACAUCGCAGCAACGCCCAGCGGCAGCAGAUCCGGCAGACCUUCAAGUCCCACUUUGGCCGGGACUUAAUGGCCGACCUGAAGUCUGAGGUCUCCGGAGAUCUGGCCCGGCUGAUCCUGGGGCUCAUGAUGCCGCCAGCCCAUUAUGACGCCAAGCAGCUGAAGAAGGCCAUGGAGGGAGCUGGCACAGAUGAAAAGGCCCUCAUUGAAAUCCUGGCCACUCGGACCAAUGCUGAAAUCCACGCCAUCAAUGAGGCCUACAAGGAGGACUAUCACAAGUCCCUGGAAGAUGCCCUGAGCUCAGACACUUCCGGCCACUUCAAGAGGAUCCUCAUUUCUCUGGCCACGGGAAACCGUGAGGAGGGAGGAGAAGACCGGGACCAGGCCGGGGAAGAUGCCCAGGUGGCUGCUGAGAUCUUGGAAAUAGCAGACACGCCCAGUGGAGACAAAACCUCCCUGGAGACGCGGUUCAUGACCAUCCUGUGCACCCGGAGCUUCCCACACCUGCGCAGAGUCUUCCAGGAGUUCAUCAAGAAGACCAACUACGACGUGGAACAUGUCAUCAAGAAGGAGAUGUCCGGGGACGUCAGGGAUGCCUUUGUGGCCAUUGUUCAGAGUGUCAAGAACAAGCCUCUGUUCUUUGCUGACAAACUCUACAAAUCCAUGAAGGGUGCUGGCACUGAUGAGAAGACCCUCACCAGGAUAAUGGUUUCCCGGAGUGAGACAGACCUGCUCAACAUCCGGCGGGAAUUCAUCGAGAAAUACGACAAGUCCCUCCACCAAGCCAUCGAGGGUGACACCUCCGGAGACUUCAGGAAGGCCCUGCUGGCUCUCUGCGGCGGCGAGGACUAGGCUGUGGUGGCAGCCGCCGUGCCCGAGCUGCAGUUCCAGCUCCGGAGACAAAGGAAGGAGCUGGGGUGGGCACCUGUCCCCACCCACCAGGGCUUCAGACAGACCCUUCCCAGCCCUGCGGGUGCAGCCCCUCCGCUCCGGCCCCAGGCCCAGCGCUGCAGGGAGGUGACCCUCGCCAUCCUGUCCCCUUCCACCUCCGCCCCAGAGCCCCAGCCUCCCCGACCCCUGCUCCGGGCUUGUC
Molecule: messenger RNA, 2404 nt
Organism: Octodon degus (degu)
Lineage: Eukaryota; Metazoa; Chordata; Mammalia; Rodentia; Octodontidae
Gene: Anxa6
Product: annexin A6
Exons: 27
Coding region: 142-2163 (673 amino acids)
Biological process (GO): regulation of muscle contraction; neural crest cell migration; plasma membrane repair
Cellular component (GO): focal adhesion; cytoplasm
Molecular function (GO): cholesterol binding; phosphatidylserine binding; calcium ion binding
Source: RefSeq, a predicted model, not a curated record